UAUAACUGAUAAGGUGGUUCCAGUUUCAAUUGGUAAAAAAUACAUAGGCGGUUUUCAUAAAUAUUUGCUCUUUAUUAUUCCGAGUAUGUUCCUGAAGUUGGCGCCAAAUUCGCCGACAAAAGUAUUAUUGUAAUGACAACAUGACGAUGCAAAUAUUAAACAAAUAAAGAUUACACGACUUUUCGUUGAUAUUUACAAACGCAUUUCGUGAAUCCCCUUAAUUUCGUAUAAAUUUAACUGAAAUGAUUUGGCACAAACAGCUAACUUCACGACUGUUUAAUUUGAUUGUCAAAUUCAAUGUCAGCGAUUAUCGCAAGACAAUAACAUGUUAAGUAAGAAAUCAGAAAAACAUAGUGGAGAACACUUGAUAAGAUAACGCAGAUUUGUCCGAGGACCCCUCCAACUGUGAUUUCAUUGCAUGUCAGUGCCUCAGUUCCCAGCAAAAAGCCGAAGCAAGUACCCUUAUCAGAAUGGCCGAAGAGAUCAAGCAUUUGCCCAUGGUGGUGCCCUUGCCCUUGCCGGAGGCCCAGCUCGUCGAAAUCGUGGAGAAGUCCAAAGACUGGGCCCUCAUGCAUGGGGCUGCCAUGCGCUCCAAGACCAACUUCUCGGAGGACGCCCUCCAGUUCGCCCCCUUUGUGCUGAUCCCGUCGGCGUUCCCGCGCAAGGAGUUCGCCAAGGCGCUCGAAAUCCAGCUGAUUUUGAACGAGCUGAUGCACAAGGUGGCCCACGACCGGCGCUUCCUCACCGAGAGCCUCAAAGAGACGAUCAAAGUGGACGAGUUCACGGGGAAUCUGUUCCGCAUUUACGAGACGGUGCACUCCGAGGGGCUCACACAGCCGAUUAGUUUGGGUAUGGUUCGGUCAGAUUUGAUGUUGGAGGGAUCGUGCAGAAGGCACACGCCGACCUCGGCGCCCUUCUGCUGCUGGAAGCAGGUGGAGUUCAACACGAUCGCGUCGGGUUUCGGCUGGCUGGGGCCGUCUUCAGGGCGCGCCUCUUUGGGACUGCUGCGGUCUGAUUACAUGGUGAAUUCGGCGUCGACUGACAAAAUUAAACAAGUCGAAAUAAAUACGAUUGCCUCGAGCUUCGCAGGCAUCGGCACAAACAUUACGGUAUUCCAUAGGUACAUUUUACAAGAAUUGGGUCACAGCGAAAUGCUCAAAAACUUGCCGGAAAAUAAUGCACUCGAAGGCCUUUGUAGUGGCAUGAUUGAAGCAUGGAAAAUUUACGGUAACCCCAAAGCCGUCAUCAUGUUCCUAAUCGAAGACAUUACUUACAAUAUUUGCGAUCAAAGAUUUCACGAAUUUAAAAUCAGGGAAAUGUGUCCUCAGGUUCGUGUCAUUCGGCGCACUUUGACCGAUAUGGCAGAUAGGGCGAGUUUAGGGCCGAAAAAACAACUGUUGAUAGAUGGGUGCGAGGUUGCGGUUAUUUAUUUUAGAGCUGGGUACGAACCGGGGCAUUAUCACAGUCAGAAGGAAUGGGACGCCAGGCUUUUAAUGGAAAGGUCGCUGGCUAUAAAGAGUCCCUCGAUUCACUAUCACUUAGCUGGGACGAAAAAAGUCCAACAAACCCUAGCUAAGCCAGGGGCUUUGGAACAAUUUUUGAGCGACCCUGUGAAGGUUGAAAAAGUCAAGCAGAUUUUUGCGGGUCUCUACAGUCUUGAUUUUGACGAACUGGGGGAACAAGCGAUUCAAAUGGCCAUUGAUGACCCGGAAAGAUUCGUUUUAAAGCCCCAGAGGGAAGGCGGUGGUAAUAAUGUGUACGGGUUGGAGGUGCGAGACGCUGUUAAAAAAAUGAAAGAUAGUGAAGAACGCACGGCUUGGAUUUUGAUGGAACGGAUUCAUCCGCCGUUAUCUACGGGGUAUAUGGUGCGACCUGGGGGUAGUAAGGUUCCACAGUUGGUGGACAUGGUUUCGGAGUUGGGGAUUUUUGGGGUCGUGAUUGGGGAUGCAGAAAAAAUCACGUAUAAUAAACAAGUGGGGCAUAUGCUGCGGACUAAAGUGGCAACUGCGAACGAAGGUGGGGUGGCUGCGGGUUUGGGUGCCUUAGAUAGCCCAUAUUUGAUAGACUAGCAUUUGUACGCAAGUUGAUAAUAAAACUAUCACACAGUAA
This is a messenger RNA of Tribolium castaneum (red flour beetle), 2109 nucleotides long. Its product is annotated as glutathione synthetase. Gene Ontology annotation, biological process: glutathione biosynthetic process. Gene Ontology annotation, cellular component: cytosol. The transcript is spliced from 8 exons. The record is from RefSeq and is a predicted model, not a curated record. Lineage: Eukaryota; Metazoa; Arthropoda; Insecta; Coleoptera; Tenebrionidae. Gene Ontology annotation, molecular function: ATP binding; glutathione synthase activity; glutathione binding. Bases 471 to 2069 code for a protein of 532 amino acids.